AUGGCCAAACUCGUUGUGCCACCCGCAGACUCUCGAUUGGUGGCCAUUCUUAACCAAGUUUUGGACCAGAAAGUGCUCCACAAUGACGCGCUAUGGACACUGGAGUGUCUUCCAUUGCUCUUUUCAAGGCUAGAUGUCCUCCACAGCCUGGUCCGGGAAGCCCAAGUGGCAAAUGCAAAUACUCCCGACUCCAGAAUUGUCAACCACAUCUUCCACACGCUCACGAAGAUCCGUGGCCAUUUGGAAGACCACUUUCGGGAAGGUGCUCCGUUCACAGUUCAUCGUUUAAGUGAACUCAUUGUAGACCACGAUGGGAGCGGCUACCUGCUCACGACAGUCGUUCUGGCCCAGAAAUAUGUGCUGGCGUUGGCACGGACCGUCAUGGUGCUCUCCAAGGAGUCCGACUUCAGAAGCAUUGAACUUGGAAACAGGGCCGAAGGUGUUCGUCCAGAACGAGCUGGAGCAAAGGAACAUGAGAAGACAGGCAACGGAUUGCUUUCAAGUGAGUACAUUGUCAAAAUUGCUGGCAAUGGCUCAUCUGCUCUCGUAACUGAUGACUCGACCACCAAAUACAAUCAGACAAACAUGCAUCCACGAGAUUCGACUCCCGUGGCAUCUGCACAAGACUACGAGGAGUUUGACCUACCGACGAAUAUCCGCUUUGUCACCCUCCCAUGGGCCGAAACUACAGAAAAGACUGAGUCAGAAACAACUAACGAAACAUCGGUAAGUGUCUCCGUGCAAGACUUCGAUUUAGAUAAUAGUGUCAGUGGGGUUGAGGAUGUUGAAACGGAUAUUCCUGACGGUGUAAAAGAGGCCAAAACGCCACCUUCCAAACGCUUGAGAAUGUCUAAGUCUAAUAGCGUGAGUCCAGAAAAACAGCUGUUUCAGCUACUUAGUCCACUCCACAUGGACGGCAAGAUUGAGGAGAGCGAAUGUGCACAGCUGUACUUUGAGGAGAAGCUGUUGGACUACAAAGUGGACCGAACUGAACGGUAUAGUGAAGAGGUUCUGUUUUAG
Molecule: messenger RNA, 1020 nt
Organism: Sungouiella intermedia
Lineage: Eukaryota; Fungi; Ascomycota; Pichiomycetes; Serinales; Metschnikowiaceae
Source: the annotation of a GenBank genome assembly